CAUAUUCUGCGAGAUUGUAUGCCAUUGAUGACAUUCUCGCGACAAAAAACGGGAUUUUGCUAAAUUAAAAGAAAAUAUGGCGGACAGGCUAACACAGCUUCAAGACGCUGUCAAUUCGCUUGCAGAUCAGUUUUGUAAUGCCAUAGGCGUCCUGCAACAAUGUGCUCCUCCUGCCUCCUUCAGUAACAUCCAGACGGCUAUCAACAAGGAUCAGCCCGCAAACCCAACCGAAGAAUAUGCCCAGCUGUUUGCAGCCCUGAUAGCCAGAACAGCGAAAGAUGUGGAUGUACUAAUUGACUCUCUGCCCAGUGAGGAGUCCACAGCAGCUCUGCAGGCGGCCAGUCUGCGGCAGCUGGAAGAGGAGAACCAUGAGGCAGCAACUCGUCUGGAGGACGUGGUUUACCGUGGUGACAUGCUGCUGGAGAAGAUCCAGAGCGCCCUGGCUGACAUAGCCCAGUCUCAGCUCCGCACCCGCAAUGGGGUACAGAGCCAGCCUUCAACAGCCGAAUCCUGACCCACAGCAUAUGUUAUACAAUUUUGGACAAUUUCACUCACGCUUUGACUCUUUAUUUUUACCCUCAGACACCAACUGAGCCUCAAAACGCUCAAGCUGAAUAUGUCUGAAUACAGUUAAGUACAUAAGUAUUUGGAGACAAUGACACCAUUUUUUUUAAUUUUUCCUCUGUACACCACCACAAUGGAUUUGAAUUGAAGCCACAAUGUGAUUGAAGUGUAGACUUUCAGCUUUCAAGUGGUUUAACAAAAAUAUUAUAUUAACCAUUUAGGACUUGCAGCUAUUUUUAUACAUAGUACCUCAUUUUCAGGCUUACAAGUAAUUGGACAAUGGACUGAUUAGUUUCAUGGUCAGGUGUAGCCUGUUGUCUCGUUAUUUCAUGAUAAAUUAAGCAGAUAAAAAGUCUGGAGUUGAUUCCAA
Xiphias gladius (swordfish) is the source of this 934-nucleotide messenger RNA. It is a transcript of the gene med21, whose product is annotated as mediator complex subunit 21. The record is from RefSeq and is a predicted model, not a curated record. Gene Ontology annotation, molecular function: transcription coregulator activity. Gene Ontology annotation, biological process: regulation of transcription by RNA polymerase II. Lineage: Eukaryota; Metazoa; Chordata; Actinopteri; Istiophoriformes; Xiphiidae. The transcript is spliced from 4 exons. Gene Ontology annotation, cellular component: mediator complex. Bases 77 to 514 code for a protein of 145 amino acids.